Messenger RNA from Gopherus flavomarginatus (Mexican gopher tortoise), 3808 nucleotides. It is a transcript of the gene RUNDC3B, whose product is annotated as RUN domain containing 3B. The record is from RefSeq and is a predicted model, not a curated record. The coding region runs from base 105 to 1613 and encodes 502 amino acids. Lineage: Eukaryota; Metazoa; Chordata; Testudines; Testudinidae. The transcript has 11 exons.
UUGGCUGGCGGAGCCAGUGCUCUGCGGUCCUGGCCCCUGCGACUCCAAAGCGCCGCGGUUGCUCCGGUUGCUGAGGGCGGGGGAAUCAUCCCUCCCCCGGCCGGAUGUACAGCAGCACCUGCCGCUCAGGCACCUGUACCAGGCGAGGGAGACACGGGGGCCUCGUCCUCUUCUGUGGCGGCAGCGGCAGCCCAGAGAGCAGGAGGCCGGGAACAAAGGCUCCGCGCCAGCCGCUGCGGCUCCACCUGCCUCCCGCGGCGAUGGCUUCCCUCAGCCUUGGGGGGCUGAACGUCUCGGCCCGUAGGAAGAGCGUCCAGUCCCGUAACGCGGCUGUGGAAAGGAGGAACCUGAUCACCGUCUGCAGGUUCUCUGUGAAAACUCUGAUUGAUCGUUCCUGUUUUGAGACUAUUGAUGAUUCUUCCCCUGAAUUUAAUAAUUUUGCGGCCAUUUUGGAACAGAUUUUAAGUCAUCGUCUGAAAGGUCAGAUCACCUGGUUUGGCUAUGAAAGCCCUCGUAGCUUCUGGGACUAUAUCCGAGUAGCUUGCUCUAAGGUUUCACACAAUUGCAUCUGCAGCAUCGAGAAUAUGGAGAAUGUCAGUUCUUCUAGAGCAAAGGGCAGAGCGUGGAUCAGAGUGGCACUUAUGGAAAAACAUCUGUCAGAAUAUAUUUCUGCAGCUCUAAGAGACUUCAAAACAACCAGGAGAUUUUAUGAAGAUGGAGCAAUUGUCCUGGGAGAGGAAGCAAAUAUGCUUGCUGGCAUGCUGUUGGGACUCAAUGCUAUUGACUUCAGUUUCUGCCUGAAGGGAGAGGGAUUGGAUGGCAACUUUCCAGCUGUAAUAGAUUACACACCCUAUCUGAAGUUCACCCAAAGUUCUGAUAGCAUCAGCAGUGAUGAAGAAGAGCUAAGGACUCUGGGGAGCAGCGCCAGUGAAAGCAGUACUCCGGAAAAUAUUGGACCUCCUUUCAUCAUGGAUGAAAACAGUUGGUACAACAAAUGCAAAAGAGUAGAACAGAAGUAUCGACUCACCUUGGAACAGAAGGGUUAUCUUGAAGAGCUAGUACGCCUUAGAGAAACCCAGCUGGCUGAAUCUGUCUCACAAAACAAACUACUACUACAGAGGAUUGAAGAUAUGGAUCUAGCCCAUAAAAUGGAGAAGGAACAGCUGGAAUACAUAAUUGUAGAGCUUCAGGACCAGCUAACUGUGCUAAAGAAUAAUGAUCUGAGAUCAAGACAAGAGUUAACUACCCACCUCACCAAUCAGUGGCCUUCCCUGGGAGCUCUGGAUGUCAAUGCUGUUGCCUUGGAUACUCUACUCUAUAGAAAGCACAGUCAACAAUGGGAUGAGAAAAGUUUUCAAAGUCUGGACCAACUCUCAGCAGAAGUUAGUCUUUCUCAGACAUCUCUGGAUCCAGGUAAUUCACAAGAUGGAGAUGGAAAGCAAGAUGGAUUAAAUUUACUAAGUGAAGGGAAGGAAGACACUCCAUCAUUGCUUGGUCUUUGUGGCUCUCUGACUUCUGUAGCAAGUUAUAAAUCUCUUACAAGUCUGAAAUCAAGUGAAUACCUUGCAAGUCCUACAGCAGAGAUGACAAGUCCAGGUCUAACUCCAUCUUGAACAGAUAUACAUAACAAGGAACAGCUUUUGUGUUGUAUGCAUUCAGUUUACAUGCCAUAAUUUGACUUGCUGUGAAGACUCUUAAAGAUUCAAGCAAGCUAAAGAAUAUGCUGCUUUAUUUCAUAAUGAUCUAUUUAAAGAAAAGUCACAAAACUUACAUGCAUUGUUCGUCAUGCUUUUCUUUAAAAGGAUUUUUCCUGGACUUACCCUUUGAGAUCUUAAAUUGUUUAAGAAUCCCAGUCAGGUACAGAAUGUAUGCAUGAUUUAGUAACAAAUGAUUACCUUUUAGAAUGAAAUAUGUGAACAUCAGUCUUCUGCUAAACCGUUGUGAUCUAUGUUCCACAGGGGCUCUUAACUAGAGCACUUCCUUGUACUGCUCUGCAUAUUUGUCAACACUUGCAGAAGAGACAGGGAAUAAAUCUUGGCAGGCUAGCAAAGGAAUAUCUGAAUUCCAGUUUACAUUAUAUUACAAACCAUUCCUUGUUUAAAUAUCAUUUUAAUCUGCAUAUGUUCUAUUAUGUAGGAUCUCAAAUAACUUAUUUAACCUGUUAGAUGUUUUGAAAUACUGACAGGUAAGUGUUAAACUUGCAUUCCCAUUAUGCCACUUAAAGAGUUAAUUUUUAUGCUCAGAUAAAGCCAUAUUAAGAAACAGUAUACAUCCCUAGGUUUUGAUGAGGGGACAGAGUAACAAAUCUUACACAUCAGGAUUACUUCCAACUUUUAAGAAGGGAUUAGGAGGCAAGUCACCAGGUGAUCAUGGGACCCAAAUGAGGAAGAACUUUGCAGGUAGAAGGUGCAUCCUAAGUCAGUAACAAAAAGCAAGUAACUAUGUUAAUGUAAAAGUGGGGGAAACAUGGUGCUGUCAUCACCUUAGAGCUUUGGGAAGCAUGCCCCCCCAUCAUGUCCACUGUAAAGAAUCUCAGAAGUAAAAAAGGAUCAGAUUGAAAACUGAUAAUUUAAAUGACAAUAUUCUCAUGCUGGUGGGGUUUUUUCCCCCAUGAAAGAGUUUUGGAUAGGUAUUUUUCUUGGUUAUGCUGUGCAGUAAUACUUAAACAGAAGUGAAUCCUUUAAAAUUCUAUGCCUCUAAGCUACUGAUAUGAAUUACCUGAAAACAUUUUUAAAUGAAACUAAACUUCACAUCUUCCCAGUUUAACUCUUGCCUUUAACGUUUGCAAAUUAAUUUUUGAAUUGCAAACGGUAUUCUUAAAAUUCAAACUGUAUUCUUACAUCUUUGUAAGAUGUAACAAGUCCUUUCUCUAUGAAUUUUGCUAUUAAGGUACUUCUGAUCAGUAUCUUUUAAAAAAAAUUAAAUGCAUGUAAGCGUGUUGUAUUUAUUAAUCAAGGGGAAAAUGUUUUGUUGUGCCAAAGAAGUUUCAAAUAUUGUUUACAUGAGCGGCUUCAGUACUAUAAGCUUAUUUAAUUACAGCAUACUUUCAGAUAGAUUUUUGUUUACAGUCAGAUACUAUUCUGUACUCUUUGCUUUGUUUAUAUUUGCCAGAGAAAUGUGCCUCUUGUAAUCUUACCCUUGGCACGACUAGUUUUUCAAAGAGUGGGAUAAAGAAAAACAGGCAAUCUAAUCAUUCUUGUAAAUGGAAGAAUGCAGGAAUGUUGCCUUGAUAAGCAUGUGAAAUUACACAUUUUCAGAACUGACUAACCCACUCUAAUGAUCUCUGAAAUAAAACUUAAUUAAAACAGUAGUGCUCCUUUCCUAAGGUCUACCAGAAUGACUAUUACUGCAUAAAGUAAUGUCCUGGUUCUUGCACUAAGAAUAUGAUCUCAUGGCAGUUCAGUAGCUUAAUUGAACAGCAUUCAUUAAAUAUUAGUUUCUAAACUAAAGAUGCAUUUUUAAUGCAAAGACAAUGAGGGAAGCAGGAUUCCAUAAAGUUAACAUUACCGAUUUGUGUACAGUAACUUGGGCAACUUGUGUUGUUUUAAACACUUCUCCCAGUACAUCACUGUUCUUUGGCUAUAAUCGUGAUUUUCUAAUCAUGUCAGCAGAUAGCUCUGUUGGAGGAGCUGCUAUAAAAUUCAUCUGUCAUGUAAUUUAAGUUUUAUGUAAUCUUUCACACUAGUAUUAGUUUGUAAAUGUCAGUGUUUGUGCAUGAGGAAGCUGAUUGCAUGUGUGUGUCAGUUCUAAAUGCUGUCCAUUUUUCUGAAACAUUUGAACAAAAAUAAAUGCCAAAAUUUUAUGUGUA